GGGAAAAAUUCACAGUAAUAGUGAAUAACCUCCUGAUAAUAAAGGUUCAAGCAGGAGCAGGGACUCACUGCGUGUUGUUUCGGACUAUGCUUCAUUAAUAUAAAAGAAGAAGAAGAAAAAAUCUAGUUCUGAUGAGGUACGAGCAUCUUUUAGUGUGAAAGCGGGGGCUGCUUCUUCCUCCAGCCCCUUCCAUCUUCCUGGGGGGCGGGGAGGCCGCUAUCGGUUCGGUCUCCAGCCUGCCUACGGAGGUCGAGCGGUGGGCUGCGGGUCAAAGUCAAACUCUUCCCAGUUAAACCCCGUCUGAGCAGCAGCAGCAGCAGCAGCAGCAGCAGCAGCAGCAGCUCCGCGCAUCCAUCUGCGGACAUGGACUUCUCCAUCAGAGCGGCGAACGUGGAGGACUGCAAGGACAUCGCGCGGAUGAUCAGGGAGCUGGCAGAGUACGAGAAGGUGGCUGAUCAGGUUAAAGUCACACAGAAAGACUUGGAGCAAGACGGAUUCUCCAAGAAUCCGUUCUUUCACGGCAUCGUUGCCGAGGUGCCGGAACAGCACAGAACCAAAGAAGGACAUACGAAGAUUGGCUAUGCACUUUACUUCUACUCCUACAGCUCCUGUGCAGGAAGAUCCAUUUACAUGGAGGACUUGUACGUGAUGCCAGAAUUUCGAGGGAAGGGAAUUGGAAAAGCACUUAUGAGCAAGGUAGCACAGCUGGGUCUGGCCGCUGGAUGCAACCAGCUCAACUUCACGGUUCUGGACUGGAACAAGUCAUCUGUGGACUUUUACCUGAGCCAGGGCUGCGUCGAUGUCACGGAUAAAAUAGGCUACCACUGCAUGCGCUGCGAGGGUGAGGCACUGGAGCACCUGGCACAACCGUAACCCGACGCUGCGACUUUUGAAACCCUUGAAGUCGGUCCAGGCAACGCAGAGCUCCACUUUACGGCCCAUUGUUUAAAACGUCAUGAUGGUUUGUAAAUCAGUGGCUUUUUCUUGCCAAACCUUUUGCACCUUAAGUCAUUAAUUAUUUAUCCGACGGACCUUAAAGCCAUUUUAGGGCUCGAUUUACCCAUGACAAUUAUGCAAAAAUGUCCAAAUGAAGUUUUUUCAUUAUUUUGUAUCGAUAACAAGAAAAAUCAGGGUAGCCUUUUUAAAAUUUCACUCCACAACUAUAUUUUUAUGGUAGUUUUUGGUAGAAAAUCUGUGUUUUUAAUCAAGCUCCACAUUAUAUCCUCUUAAAGCUACACAGCAAUAUUUGGAAGAUAUUGGCAGAAUGAACCAUCAUAAACCAAUACAACAGAUUUGAUGUCAAAUCAGUUUUACUCAAAAGUGUGGGAGAACGUUUAUAUGCACAAAAAUCCAGGUUUCUAGAUGCAGAAAUCACAUUUAAUGUCACGGGAAGAAAAGGCAACACUUUCUUUGACGGGGUGUGCAUAAGAUUGACAUGUUCAUAAACAUGAUAUAACAUCUGUUAUGAACAUGAAGGAGCCUUCAUGAAUG
This is a messenger RNA of Xiphophorus couchianus (Monterrey platyfish), 1491 nucleotides long. RefSeq names its product spermidine/spermine N1-acetyltransferase family member 2a, tandem duplicate 1 (gene sat2a.1). Gene Ontology annotation, molecular function: N-acetyltransferase activity. The transcript is spliced from 6 exons. The record is from RefSeq and is a predicted model, not a curated record. Lineage: Eukaryota; Metazoa; Chordata; Actinopteri; Cyprinodontiformes; Poeciliidae. The coding region runs from base 364 to 873 and encodes 169 amino acids.